AUGCGGCCCAGGCUGUGUAGGCCAGCGUCCCACCUCGGGCGGAGACGGAGACGGCACAGGGAGGGGGAACUGGAGAAGGCUGCGCUGGGAGGUGAGCCAGGCCAGAGGCCCGAUGGGUUCACAGAAGGAGACCCCUCCCCGACCCCCGCCCGGCCGGCCGGCCCCGCCCCGCCGCGGCGGCGGCGGCGGCGGAGGCAGCGGCUCCAGGCGGCGCAUCCCCCGGGGACGGGGCGGAGAGGGGGUGGGGGCGGGGGCGGCUCAGUGCGGUGCUGGGAGGCCCGCUCCCUCCGGCGGCGGUGGCGGCGGCCUCCCGACCGGGACCAUCCCGGCCCGGCCCGGCCCGGAUCCUUCUCGGGCGACGGCGACGGCGGCGGCAGCGGCAGAGCGGGCGCCCCCUGGCGCGGGGAGGGAAGCCCCUCCUUGUACGUCGGCGGGAGCAUCCCCGGCGGACGCGAGGACCGGGAGCUGUAGGGGCGGAUCGUGUCGCGGCUGCGGCGCUUUGGGGCGGAGCUCACCGAGCACGUGGCGGCCGCCGAUCAGGGCGCGGGCGGGGAAGAGGCUGCUGGGGGCGACAGGCUCAUCCGUGAGCAGGACCUGGCCUGGCUGCAGCAGGCAGAGGAAGUGGACCAGCCCGCUCUGGGUAUAGGCCACAAGCUGGACCGGGCCAUGGCCCGCAAUAAACCAGUCCUGUGCCUGUUCCGCCCGCAGUCUGACCGAAUGCUCUCAGCCACGAUCCGGGGAGCAGCCGAAGGCUCGCAGGUCCAGGUGUGGGGCUACGAGGCGGCAGAGGCGGCAGCCACGCUGGAUGCGUACUUUGCGGCGGAUCCUCCUGAGCGGUGGCUGCUCCCCUGA
Messenger RNA from Lipotes vexillifer (Yangtze River dolphin), 852 nucleotides. Lineage: Eukaryota; Metazoa; Chordata; Mammalia; Artiodactyla; Lipotidae. The record is from RefSeq and is a predicted model, not a curated record.